Penicillium mononematosum is the source of this 1056-nucleotide messenger RNA. RefSeq lists its product as uncharacterized. NCBI's taxonomy places the organism in Eukaryota, Fungi, Ascomycota, Eurotiomycetes, Eurotiales, Aspergillaceae. Bases 1 to 1056 code for a protein of 351 amino acids. The transcript is spliced from 2 exons. The record is from RefSeq and is a predicted model, not a curated record.
AUGCUUCUCCCACGGCGAGCGGUCAUCUUCCUCGGCGUUUGCUUCUUCUUCGUCUUCUUCACAUGCCGGAGCCUCUCACGGCCAUGGCGUGAUGUACCCCAAGUCAUCGGCCUGGGUGACCUGGUCUCCUCGUCAUCCAACACAACAGGAGCCUGGAACACGACCCGCGGCCACACCAACAACGACCUCUAUGCCCCACCACCGGACUUCGUCCCCGGCAUCCCCAAGCCCCCGGGCUACAAAUACUCCAAAGUGCUCGUGGUGACCCGAACUAAGGGGGAAGACACCAAGUGGAUCGCUGAGGAAUUGCCAGAUUGGGACCACGCCAUCUACGUCGCAGAUGAUCCCACAGCGCCGCUGCACCCGCCCAAGAACAAAGGCCACGAGGUCAUGAUCUACCUCACCUACAUCGUUGACCAUUACGAUCAGCUCCCAGACGUGGCGGUGUUUAUGCACUCGCACCAAUUCGCCUGGCACAAUGAUAACCUCUUCGCCGGAGACGCGGCGCAGCUGCUCCGCCGCCUCAAUCUAAACCGUGUCAUCCGCGAGGGCUACAUGAAUACUCGCUGCGGGUUCGGGCCGGGCUGUCCAGCCUGGAUGCACCCCGGCGCUCUCGAGGAAGAUGAGUCGAAACAGGAGGAGAUCAUGCUGGCCCGCGCUGAUUACAUCACUGGUCGCAUCUGGGAGUACCUGUGGCAGUUUAUCUUUACCGGGGAGGCUGUUCUCUGCGUUGACGAGAAUGUGUGUCUGUGUGAUGGAUAUGGGUUUUGCUUUGGCGGAAACGAGGAAUGGAAUAAUUACCGAGAAGCAGAAACGAAGAAGAAUGAGAUCCAACAGGAACUGGAUAAUUGGAUGUGGUUGUCCGAUCUUGGGUUUGCUGACCCUGCUGAAUCGGAUGAUCCUGAGGGUGACAAAGGCAAUGACCUUGUUAACCAACUUCAGGAGAAGCAGCAGGAGCUCAUCGACACUCUGCAUGCUGCUAUGGAGCGUGGCAAGAACCCCCAGUACCGUGCCCAGGAGGCCGGUCGUCCUUGGAAAGAGGGUGAUGGGUUCUGA